This is a messenger RNA of Aplysia californica (California sea hare), 2875 nucleotides long. Its product is annotated as zinc finger protein 678. Gene Ontology annotation, cellular component: nucleus. Gene Ontology annotation, biological process: regulation of transcription by RNA polymerase II. Gene Ontology annotation, molecular function: RNA polymerase II cis-regulatory region sequence-specific DNA binding; DNA-binding transcription factor activity, RNA polymerase II-specific. Lineage: Eukaryota; Metazoa; Mollusca; Gastropoda; Aplysiida; Aplysiidae. The record is from RefSeq and is a predicted model, not a curated record.
UAAAACGGCCAAAAUAAAAUGGACGCAAUAAUAAUAAUUAAUAAUAGAAUCUCUGUCUCUAUGCUUCAAUGUAUUGUGCAGAAUCAAACUUUGGUGUGAAUCUUGGGAUUGAUAGCAUAGUUGUUAAAGGUGAACCUAGUUCUGGGACAAGAUCUAGAUCUAGUACCGGUACUCUUUGUCUUUGUACUAACAGUUUUAAAAGGGAAGUUGUAAAACAUGACAUAGAUCUAGGUAGGGAAAGUGAAUCUAGCAUGGGUGUUGAUGAGGAACAACUGUCAAUAAAAAAAGAGCCCAGUUUUGAAUGGUCAUGUGACGUCAAGGCCAAGACAAAUGACAAACUGAACGUUGAAAGUGAAAGUAGCCUGACUCUCAGACACAGUGUAGUAAAAGUUGAGCCUAUCUGUACAGAAGAGGAAGACAUGAAACCUGUCAUUAAACCAGAGUGCCUCACAGAUAUCUGUAUGGUGGAAACCGAACCACUAUUUGGACAUUUUUCUGACUUUCAUGAUGAAGUGAAACCAAAAGUGGAGAAUUUUGUGAAAGAAGAAGUGUCAGAAUGGGAAGGUCCAGACUUUGGAGAGGUAGGAAAGACAGAAGGACAAGUGGAAGAUGUGGAGGAUACGUGUGCUGAGCCCGUGUUUGUUGAGGAUCACAUGAGUCAGGCUGGAGGACUACAGCUGCAAAUCUCCAAUGUGAGGAGCUUGUGUAUGGAGCAGAGCACUAGCCCCGACACUGAUGUUUUUGCUUCCAGUAGUCCAACUUCAACUUUCUCUGCUGAUCCAGUCACCAGUUCAGGAUCUGUUGUCAGGGCCAUCUGGGAUCACAGUGAAAGUUCUAGAAAACGUCUUAACAGAAGUUCAAAGCAUGAGUCCUGCAGCAAAAGUCGUAUGUCUUGUGAUAGUAAACAGUCCAUGGGUCAAGGUUCCGAUUUCAACCUUUCUUGUGCUGUGUCUUUUGCCAGUUGUAUAAAUUCUAUGGAAUUUUCUAGUACCACACCCCCAAAAGUGUGCAAAGAGAUGGGCGCUGGUUGCCAAGAUUUGCCAAGGUUUCUGGUCAAGGAAAGUAGAUACUCAGGAGAACAACCUCACAAGUGUAAUGUCUGUCUUGAGAUGUUUACAGAACUAGGUAAUCUACAGAAACACAAAAGAACACACACAAGAGAUAGGCUUUUCAAGUGUGAAGUUUGUUGUGCUACAUUUACAUGUGGCAGAAAUCUACAGACACACAAAAGAACACACACAGGAGAAAAACCUUACAAGUGUGAAAUUUGUGGUGCUACGUUUACACAGGGUAGCAGUCUACAGCAUCACAAAAGAACACACACAGGAGAAAAACCUUACGAGUGUAAAGUUUGUGGUGCCACGUUUACAAAGAGAAGCAAUCUACAGAGUCACAGAAGAACACACACAGGAGAAAAACCUUACAAGUGUGAAGUUUGUGAGGCCAGGUUUACACAAAGUAGCCAUCUACAGCGUCACAAACGAACACACACAGGAGAAAAACCUUACAAAAAAAUGUCGUUCACCAACCCCACACUGACUCUGGAGGAGGAAAGUCCUCCUCUCGUGUUCACCACAGGGCCCCGGGCUGGGAGUGGGAGUGGGAGUGGGGUUGGAACCUGUUCCCCUCAGACAACUGUGCUGACGCUGGAGAACAUGGAGCAAGAGGAGGAGGAGGAGGAUGUGUCGCUUACUGGAAGACAGAGUCGACAGAGGCCGAGGAGUGUCAAGUUUCAGGAGGGUGGUUUUGUUCAUUUCACACCAGACCGCUUCAAACCAAUGGAAGUGUCAUGGCCUCUGUUCCGAGAAAAACCUUACAAGUGUGAAGUUUGUGAGGCCAGGUUUACACAAAGUAGCCAUCUACAGCGUCACAAACGAACACACACAGGAGAAAAACCUUACAAGUGUGAAGAUUGUGGUGUUACGUUUACACAGAGUAGCAAUCUAGAGUGUCACAAAAGAACGCACACAGGAGAAAAACCUUACAAGUGUGAAGUUUGUGGUGCCACAUUUACAUUCAGUAGUGGUCUACAAAGUCACAAAAGAACACAUUCAGAAGAAAAACCUUACAAGUGUGAAGUUUGUGGUUCCAUGUUUAAAUGUAGUAUCAGUCUUCAGUGUCACAAAAGAAUACACACAGGAGAAAAACCAUACAAGUGUGAAGUUUGUGGUGCCACGUUUAAAUGCAGUAGCAGUUUCCGGAAUCACAAAAGAAUACACACAGGAGAAGAACCUUACAAGUGUGAAGUUUGUGGUGCCACGUUUACAUGUAAUAGCAGUCUACGGAAUCACGAAAGAAUACACACUGGAGAAAAACCUUACAAGUGUGAAGUAUGUGGUGCCACAUUUACACAGAGUGGCAAUCUACAGCGUCACAAAAGAACACACACAGGAGGAAAACCUUACAAGUACAAGUGUGAAGUUUGUGGUGCCACGUUUACAUUCAGUGACCGUCUACAGCGCCACAGGGAAAUACACACAAGACAAAAAUCUGAUAAGUCGUCGCCCGAAUCACGUACUAUCGUAAGCGCCAUAUCAACCGAAAUCGGAUCUAAAAUACAACCCGAUUACAAAUUUUAUAUUCUAGACUUGUAGAAACCCGUUACCGAGGUACACGCGGUUCGUGAGGUAUCAUAUGCAACCUCUUGAAUAUUAUAUGUGUAAUUCAGAAUCGCGUGCUGUUACGCAAGGUACGAUACACUAGUACGUGAACCGUCUUUUAUAUCUCUUGAAUGCUCACGUUGUUAAGCCAUAUAUACUAACAUACAUAAGUAACAAAAAUCAACCCUGUAGAGUUUUAUUUUAAAAAAUCUCCCUAUUAUUAUUAAUAUAUGUGAUUCCUGCAUUGAAUUAACAAUUUUCAUGACCAUUACAUG